Messenger RNA from Lytechinus pictus (painted urchin), 2022 nucleotides. Its product is annotated as carbohydrate sulfotransferase 9-like. The record is from RefSeq and is a predicted model, not a curated record. Gene Ontology annotation, molecular function: sulfotransferase activity. Gene Ontology annotation, cellular component: membrane. Gene Ontology annotation, biological process: carbohydrate biosynthetic process. Bases 29 to 1090 code for a protein of 353 amino acids. The transcript is spliced from 3 exons. Lineage: Eukaryota; Metazoa; Echinodermata; Echinoidea; Temnopleuroida; Toxopneustidae.
AGUUGAUAUUUGAAACAAUGAUACGAAGAUGCGGGGAAUUUUCAUACGAAGAAGAAAUUUUAUACUGUUCAUUGUGUUAGCAGCUGCUUCCACAUAUGUGAUUAUUACCAACAAGAUUCGAACAGACGAACGACGACACGAUGGUGUUUUGGGAACAAGAAACAUGCUUUCACAGUUGUCCAACAAACUAUUUCUGAAGAAUUACUGCCCAUCAAAGCAGCAAACUUCUGGACUAACACAGACUUUGCGUCGACACACACAACGUCAUGCGUGUUCUUCGCUCGGAUUCUAUGAUGACGAAACCCAUCAACUUGGUAACAUACUUGGCAAUAUAAGCUAUCUUCGAAACAUCUAUGUCUCUGAAAGAUACCGAAUAUAUCUCUGUCUUAUCCCGAAAGCUGGCAGCAACAACUGGGUUAGAGCUCUCUUGACGCUAGAGGGCGUGAUCAACUCAACGAAUACCAUGAGUCCGCGAGAGAUUUCAUGGGCUGCCAAAAAGCACCUCCGCGUUCUCGGGCAGUUUCGCCCGAACGAGCGGAUUCGUAUAUUACGCAAUUACACGUCCGUCAUAUUCGUACGCAACCCGUAUACCCAUCUUUUAUCCGCAUUCCGCGACAGACUCGAGACCUACCCGAAUCGGAAUCCGACUCAUCGAAGAAUUCACAACCCGAAGAUCCACCGGAAGUUUGGGAACCACUCUCCGGCUGAGAUGCCCGAUCCGUCCACACCGGGAGAGAGAUACAACGUCACAUUCAAGGAAUUCGUGGACUAUUAUCUCAGUGGAAUUACAGAUGUCCAUUGGCGUGAGCAAUAUAAAGUUUGCCCUCCGUGUCUGGAUUAUGAUUACAUCGGCAAAAUGGAAUCAUUCUCAGAGGAUUUUGAUCAGGCCGUAAAGAUAUUCAAUGCUUCUUCAAAGGUAUCACUUAUUACAGCUGCACAUGCGACAAAUAGUUCAAAGGACGCCAUCUUAAGAAAGUAUUACGAAACACUUUCGGAUCUUCAAAUGGAACAGCUCGGAGUGCUGUUAAGUUCGGAUUUGUCGCUGUUCGGUUACUCGAUACCAGGAGUAAUUCAAAGAAACAAAGUUUAAUACUUUAUUGCAAAUAGGUUUCAAAAGGGGAGUGAACUAACUAUCUCUCAUCGACUGUGUAAUAUGAUAGUUUUAAAAUAUAGCUUUUUGCAUUAGAUUUAGUAACAUAGCUAAUAAAAUUACCCUAUUUGUAAAAUGAAGUGUUUUGAGGGAGAAGUACAUGUUUUGCUACUUGUCUUGGAAAAAAUAAUUCAUUUCCUUUCUCGAAUUGUUUUUGUAUUGUGUAUGUGUAUACUUGCGUAUCCGCCACAAUGUGGUAUAUGUGGUAAAUGUGGUACUAUUUUGUGACAAAUAAUAUUUUUUUAAGGAAAGAAAAUGUUUUAUUUGAAUGAAUGGAAAAUGAAUAAUCAUCGCGAUAUGAAAUACACUGAGUAGUGAAUUAGUGUGUUAUCAUUCAAGUGUGACGAUAUAGCAAGACUAUACUGGUCAGGAUGUUGCAUUAUGGGUUGGUGCCUAGCCAUAUUUAGCCAUGUAUACAUUAUACAAAUAAUGCAUGCAGCCGAGUGCGUUAGUGGAAAUGCAGAGCACGCGAGGUUUCUUUAGAUAGGUGCCGCACUGUGCACGAGCCGCUUGCGGCGAGUGCCCAGUGUGCUCCAUCUGAAGAAACCGAGCUUUCUCUGCAUUUACUUUAAUUUACGCACGACAGAGCAUGUGCAUUAUUUGUUUUAUAAAAUAGCAACACACAAACAAUUUUUUUAAAAGUUACAGUACAGUUUUGUUGGACUUCUACCGCACUGGUUUGCUUGAGCGUGCAAUGUCAAUUUUCGUUGCACACCUUUUGCAUUACCGUGCAGUGCACAAAAAAAGUUGGAUGUCAUGUGACGCGUAUUGACCAAUCGCGAUGCUUGAAAUAAUGCUGCUAUUUUAUAAUAUGGAUUAUUUUGUAUAUUACAAACAAUGUAAAUAUUUUUUAUAAUGUAUUGUGAACGCAG